This is a messenger RNA of Oncorhynchus nerka (sockeye salmon), 4376 nucleotides long. RefSeq names its product beta-tubulin family protein (gene tubb4ba). The coding region runs from base 2889 to 4226 and encodes 445 amino acids. Gene Ontology annotation, cellular component: cytoplasm; microtubule. Gene Ontology annotation, molecular function: GTPase activity; structural constituent of cytoskeleton; GTP binding. Gene Ontology annotation, biological process: mitotic cell cycle; microtubule cytoskeleton organization. Lineage: Eukaryota; Metazoa; Chordata; Actinopteri; Salmoniformes; Salmonidae. The record is from RefSeq and is a predicted model, not a curated record. The transcript is spliced from 5 exons.
CAACCUACCCUUAUCAGAUGAGUUGAUGACAACCUACCCAUAUCAGAUGAGUUGAUAACAACCUACCCAUAUCAGAUGAGUUGACAAGUUCACUUCUAUCCAAGCAUGCGAACAUGUGGCAUAUAAUGCCUUCAAUUACUUUAUUAUCUCUUGCCAGGACAGGUUUCUCUUCCCUUCUUUCAUCUGAUGCUGUGAUGCGCCUGCUCAGGUCUCCUCCGCACCUGCUCUCCCUCACACACACGCACAAGUACGCACACACCCAUCUCAUGUUAGCUCUGAAUAAUGUAAGUGCUGCCUCACACUACGCUUCUGCCUUGAGGGGAAACCAAAUGACACAGCAGAACCGACAUGCACUGGGACCUCCGGGUGUUGCCUAGGGGAUCUCUCUGCGUUGACAAUUAGCUCGCCAGCUAAUAGUGGUAUGGAUCCUUAGCUCAAUAAAACUGUGUUGGGGAAAGAGGGGAUUGUCUGAAGGGGUGGUUCAGGUUCUAGUCAUUGUGAUAGUAAGGGAUUCUAUUUAAAUGUCUUCAACUUUUUCACCGCUACAAGUACUUUACAGCAGUGGUUCCUAACCUUUUUCUGUUACUGUACCACCAACUGAAUUCUGCUCUGCCCGGUGUACCCCUGAAGUACGCCCUCAAGUCCAUUCUACCAGUAGGCCUAUGGUCUCAUGAGUCUUCUCAAGUACCCUCUGUGCAUAGGCCAAGUACCCCUGGUUGGGAACCACUGAUUUACAUUGUGUGGGUCACUCACCCCAUCCACCUCCAAUGUGUAUAGCAGCCAACUUGGUGAUUAGCAGCCAUUUUGUACUAGAGUGCUCAGCAGUUGUCCAGUAUCUGGGAUAAUUAUUUGCUUAGAAAUCACUAGUGCACCAGUACUCCAACAAGGGUUGUCGAUGAAAGUCUCAGGCCAGUGAAAUGUGAAGUAUGCCACACUAAAUAGUAAUCACUUUCAGGGAGGUCCUCCUUAUGUAGUAUUGUGCUGGAUAUGGUUUAAAGUACUUUGAGACUUAAGUACAAAGAGUUAUAUACUUAAUGUAUUAUUAUUCAACUCCUAGUGGGUCGAAGGCCCUUCAAACCUCUCUAUAACAUUUUAAAGUGCUUUAUAAAGGCAGUAUUGUUCUCACCAAUGAAAUGAGGUACCCAUACAUAUGGUGUGAAGAUUAAAAUAGAAGGUGCAGUCCUGUUGCAGUCUUGCCAAAAUGUUCUACCACCACAACAUUCAGUAGUGAGGUUUAAGCCAAGCUACUGAAUUCAACUGUGUUCAUAUCACUGACCUUCUGUAGUGGCGAAUGUAUUUAUUUACUCAUAAUAAAAACCCUGGUAAAAUAUGGGUUAAACAUCAAUAAAAAGUGUUGACUCAAAGGAAGUCUGGUUAAAUGAGGACAAUAGAAACAUCCUGGAAUAGAAACAAAGGACGGCAAGUCAAUUUUCCCAUGUCCUCGUUUUGGAAAAUGUUCUCCUCCGCCCCUUUAAAGUGCAUUUACUGUGGGCAUUCUGGAGCUGCAUCACAAUGGUCAAUCCCUGCACUCCUUGUUAGCAUAGCCUUGGUCAUACAGGUGUCUUGUUAAUAGGAAGUAAAUACCUAUAGGAAGAAGAGAAAUGUGAGAUGGUCAAGCAUCGCUAAUACUAGGCAGGCAGCAGGUAGCCUGCAGGUAGCAGCAUCACUAGGCAGGUAGCCUAGCGGUUAGAGCGUUGGGCCAGUAACUGAAAGGAUGCUGGAUCGAACCCCUGAGCUGACCAUUUAAAAAUAUGUUGUUCUUCCCCUGAACAAGGCAGUUAACCCACUGUUUCCCAGGCCGUCAUUGUAAAUAAGAAUUUGUUCUUAACUGACUUGCCUAGUUAAAUAAAGGUCAAAUACAAAAAUAAUGGGGUACUUUAGCUGUAUUGUAGUUCAUUCAUAUCCACUGGAAAUCUCCAUUGCUUGAAUUACAAAUGUAUAUCUAAUAAACUUGAUGUGUCUGAGUUGCAUACAAAUUACUUAAACAUUUAUAGACUGUGGGCAUAGAAAAUCAUUCUCCAGUGAAACUAAACUACCUUGAUGAUUCAUAGUUUAUUUGGAAAGUUGUUGUAAAAAGUAAAGAACUUCAAUACUGCAUGUCAAGUUAUUAUGCCGGGUGGACUCUGUCCAAAGUCAACACAAACCUCCUCCAAAGCUGUCAUCACCAUGACUAUCACCAUGGUCGCCAUCAGUUGUCUCCAAACAAAACAAAUACUUCAUAGCCUAAAUCACAUUCCACUGGAUAUUGGGACAGCAUUGGCCUCAGAAACCCUCAGUUAUUUCCCAAGGAUGAACAUUUUAGUCAUGUUUUGUUAAUCUAAUGUUUUCCAGGUCUACUAUUAGCGAUAUAUUGCCAUUGUGUUAUUCACAUCUCUCUCUAUCUCUCUCAAUGGCAGCAAAGUGCUUUGAGGGUGUUAACUUGAUGCAGCCUGUACGCAAUGUUUAGAGAAUGAUAGAAAAUAACUGGUCUUAAAACUACUAGGGAAAUUCUGAUAUGAAAUAAAACAAAAGCAUAUUACAAAUAAAAUGUAUGAUUAUUAUUAUAUAUGCAAGUGGACUUGAAUGUUUUUUCAAUCAUUAUUGUUGCUCUUCUUAUUUCAUCAAUGCAGCCACCCAUCCGUAGCACGCGCUCCAGCAGGUGUAUCUCACUGAUCAUCCCUAAAGCCAGCACCUCAUUUGGCCGCCUUUCGUUCCAGUACUCUGCUGCCUGUGACUGGAACGAACUGCAAAAAUCGCUGAAGUUGGAGACUUUUAUCUCCCUCACCAACUUCAAACAUCAGCUAUCCGAGCAGCUAACCGAUCGCUGUAGCUGUACAUAGUCUAUUGAGUGUAUCCGACAGCGGCAGUUAUACUUCACCUGUUUAAAAAAAAAAAAACAUUCACUCAAAAUGAGGGAAAUUGUGCAUUUGCAGGCUGGUCAGUGCGGCAACCAAAUUGGAGCAAAGUUCUGGGAAGUGAUUAGUGACGAACAUGGCAUCGACCCCACUGGCACAUACCAUGGGGACAGUGACCUUCAGCUGGAGAGAAUUAAUGUGUAUUACAAUGAAGCCACGGGAGGCAAGUAUGUCCCCCGUGCGGUGUUAGUGGACUUGGAGCCUGGUACAAUGGACUCUGUGAGGUCGGGUCCCUUUGGACAGAUCUUCCGACCAGACAACUUCGUCUUCGGCCAAAGUGGAGCUGGAAACAACUGGGCCAAGGGCCACUACACAGAGGGAGCAGAGCUGGUGGACUCUGUUCUGGAUGUGGUGAGGAAAGAGGCAGAGAGCUGUGACUGUUUACAGGGUUUCCAGCUCACCCACUCCCUGGGCGGGGGCACAGGUUCGGGCAUGGGCACCCUGCUCAUCAGCAAAAUCCGCGAGGAGUACCCCGAUCGUAUCAUGAACACGUUCAGUGUAGUGCCCUCGCCCAAAGUAUCAGACACUGUGGUGGAGCCCUACAAUGCCACCCUGUCAGUCCACCAGCUAGUAGAGAACACAGACGAGACCUACUGUAUUGACAACGAGGCUCUGUAUGACAUCUGCUUCCGUACCCUUAAACUUACCACGCCCACCUAUGGCGACCUCAACCACCUGGUGUCAGCCACCAUGAGCGGGGUCACCACUUGCUUGCGCUUCCCUGGCCAGCUCAAUGCUGACCUCCGUAAACUGGCUGUCAACAUGGUGCCCUUCCCCCGUCUCCACUUCUUCAUGCCGGGCUUCGCCCCCCUGACCAGCAGGGGGAGCCAGCAGUACAGGGCCCUCACUGUGCCCGAGCUCACCCAGCAGAUGUUCGAUGCCAAGAACAUGAUGGCAGCUUGCGACCCACGUCACGGCCGUUACCUCACCGUAGCUGCAGUGUUCAGGGGCCGCAUGUCCAUGAAGGAGGUGGAUGAGCAGAUGCUGAACGUCCAGAACAAGAACAGCAGCUACUUUGUCGAAUGGAUCCCCAACAACGUCAAGACCGCUGUCUGCGACAUUCCUCCCCGCGGCCUCAAGAUGGCCGCCACCUUCAUCGGCAACAGCACGGCCAUCCAGGAGCUGUUUAAGCGCAUCUCCGAGCAGUUCACCGCCAUGUUCCGUCGUAAGGCCUUCCUCCAUUGGUACACCGGGGAAGGUAUGGACGAGAUGGAGUUCACUGAGGCUGAGAGCAACAUGAACGACCUGGUGUCUGAGUACCAGCAGUACCAGGACGCCACCGCCGAGGAGGAGGGAGAGUUUGAGGAGGAAGGAGAGGAGGAGCUGGCGUAGAGAUGUGUCAUGUGUACUUACUUCACAUGCCUUACUGACAUUUUUCAGUGUCCUGUUUGUCUUGUCUGUCCCUUUUCACUGUGGCCUUCUCAAGCUGUCAAAUUCCAAUUUUUGAACCAAAUCUCUAUUAAAGGCAUAACUUUGAUAGCA